AUGAGCCCUUCAAGAUUUGUUUCUCCAUUAUUAAGAAAACUACCUGAUAUUAAUGAUAAAGAUAAUAAUAACGUAUUAUCAUACGAUAAUUUGGAAGCUGUACAAAAACGGUUGAAAGUAAGCCAAAAUAAUUGUCCCAAUAAUUAUUCAAUAAAUAAAACUAUUGUUUUAAAAAAGAAACAAAUAUCUUCACAUGAAGAAAGACAUUAUAAUGUCUUAUGGAGAAAACAAACAACUAAGAAAAAUAAAUCAUGGCAAGGAGAUGGCGUUUUAUCGUUUAUUAAUAAUAUGUACUUUCUUAAGGAUUUAGAUGGAAACAACUUAGCAAAAUGUCGCCAUAAUUUCUCUUUAUUAUCAGUAGGAGAUCAAUUGGUGAUAGGCGAUAAAGAAGUAGAGAUUGAUAGUAUAUUAAAUAAAGAAGAUUAUUUAUCCGGAAAACCAUUUACACAGUUACCAAAUAAUCCAAAAACAGUUUACCCAAUGCUUAAUAUACAUACAAAAAAAUUUAAAACACCUCUUUUAACAUCUAAUAUAAUGCAUAUUCAAACUUCUAAAUUACCACAGGCACGUCAUGAUCCUAAUGAGCCAGGAGCAUUAGUAUUUCCAAGGCCAAAAGUUGAAAGCUAUCAAGGGAAAAACGUUCAAAUAAUAGAUGUAGUUGUUGAUCCAUCAUUAUCUAAACAUCUUCGACCCCAUCAACGCGAAGGUGUUAAAUUUCUUUAUGAAUGUGUUAUGAAAAUGAGAGAAUUUGAAGGUCAAGGUGCUAUAUUAGCCGAUGAAAUGGGUCUUGGAAAAUCUCUUCAGAUUAUUACACUCUUAUGGACAUUAUUAAAACAAAGUCCAUAUUAUGGAAUUAAAUCAAUCAUUAAACGUGCACUAAUAGUUUGUCCAGUCACACUUAUUAAUAAUUGGAAAAAAGAAUUUCGAAAAUGGAUAGGUGGAAAUGAGAAAAUUGGAUUAUUUGUUGUUGAUUCAAAUUCUAAUAUUAAAAAUUUCUCCGUAGGAAACGUUUAUUCAGUUAUGAUAAUUGGUUAUGAAAGACUCAGAAAUAUAUUUGAUCAAUUAGAAGAUGCAAAUAUAGAUAUUAUUAUAUGCGAUGAAGGGCAUCGUUUAAAAUCUACAAAUAAAUUAGCACAAGCUAUUAAAUCAAUUAAAACUCGCAGAAGAAUAAUUUUAAGUGGAACUCCGAUUCAAAAUGGCAAUUAUUAUUAUUAUUAUUAUUCAAUUAGUAUUAAAUUAUGUUUAGAUUUAGGUGAAUUUUAUGUAAUGGUUGAUUUUGUAAAUCCAGGUUUAUUGGAAAAUUAUGCUACAUUUAAAAAAGAAUUUGAAAAUCCAAUUAUUAAAAGCAGACAAGCAGGGUGUAUGAAGAAAGACAAAGAAAAAGGGAGGGCACGUUCUGAACAGCUUGCAUCUUUAACAAAAAUGUUUGUUCUUCGAAGAACUUCAGAAAUUCUUGAUGAAUAUCUUCCUCCUACAGUUGAAUAUAUAGUAUUUUGCAAACCAACAUCAUUACAAGUAGAUAUAUACCGCGAAUUAAUAAAUAUAUCAAUGUCAAGUUUAAAUGCAGGAAAUACUAAUAUAGCAGUUCAUUUACGAGCUUUAACUUAUUUGAAAAAAGUUUGCAAUUCUCCUACACUUUUGUUUCAUAAAAAAAAAAUUGAACAAGACUUUGAUUUAUUUCAUACAAAUAUAAAACAUAAAUUUUCUUCCAGGUGUCCAAAGGAUUCAGGAAAACUUUUAGUUUUUGAUAAAUUUUUAGAAGCACUAAAAGCUACAGAUGAAAAAGUUGUUAUUGUUUCACAUUAUACACAGACUCUUCAAAUUUUAGAAAAUUUAUUAAUUUCUAAAUCUUUAUCAUAUCUUCGUUUAGAUGGACAAACAGCUAAUAUUAAGAGACAAGAAUAUGUAGAUAAAUUUAACUCAUCUGACUCUAGUGAAAUAUUUGCAUUUUUACUAUCAGCAAAAUCAGGGGGAUAUGGAUUAAACUUAAUCGGGGCAUCUAGAUUAGUUUUAUUUGACAUAGACUGGAAUCCUAGUGUGGAUCUUCAAACUAUGGCUCGUAUACGUCGUGACGGUCAACGAAAAAGAACAUUUGUUUAUCGUUUUCUUAUAUCUGGAAUGAUUGACGAAAAAAUAUAUCAAAGACAAAUAACAAAACAAGGUCUUUCAGAUACAUUUAUAGAUUCCAAAAUGUCAUUGAUUAAAGAUUCCUUUACGCAAGAAGAAUUGAAAUCUCUUUUUUUUUAUCAAGAUACAUCAUGUCAAACUCAUGAACUUUUAAGUUGUCAGUGUCAGGGGAAUGGGUUGAAUGUCGAAAAGAUCGAUUAUGAAGAGUUUUCUGAUGAUGAAAUUAAUUUAGGCGGUUGGGUAAAAUCUAGUGAAAUUCUAGAAUCUAAAAUAAAAAUGUCAAAUUAUAUAAAGAAAAAACAUCUUCAUAGAAUUAAUGAAUAUUCUCAUAUUGAAAUAUCGAAAAAUAAUGAUUAUUAUAAUAAUAUAAAAGAUAAUAUAUUACGGAAAAUAUCUCAAGAAAACAAUGAAAUAGACAAAGGUUGUAUAUCUUAUGUGUUUGAGAAAGUAAAAUCAACAUAA
Messenger RNA from Pneumocystis jirovecii RU7, 2589 nucleotides. RefSeq lists its product as uncharacterized. Gene Ontology annotation, molecular function: ATP-dependent chromatin remodeler activity; ATP binding; DNA translocase activity. Gene Ontology annotation, cellular component: nucleus. The coding region runs from base 1 to 2589 and encodes 862 amino acids. The transcript is spliced from 21 exons. Gene Ontology annotation, biological process: reciprocal meiotic recombination; double-strand break repair via homologous recombination. NCBI's taxonomy places the organism in Eukaryota, Fungi, Ascomycota, Pneumocystomycetes, Pneumocystales, Pneumocystaceae. The record is from RefSeq and is a predicted model, not a curated record.